Messenger RNA from Trypanosoma cruzi, 2101 nucleotides. RefSeq lists its product as uncharacterized. The record is from RefSeq and is a predicted model, not a curated record. Gene Ontology annotation, biological process: glycerophospholipid catabolic process. Lineage: Eukaryota; Euglenozoa; Kinetoplastea; Trypanosomatida; Trypanosomatidae. The annotation marks the transcript as partial. The transcript has a single exon. Gene Ontology annotation, molecular function: phosphoric diester hydrolase activity.
AAGUGGCACGUUCAUUAACUCCUACCGAUUCUUCUUCAACCAAUCGUAUUUUGCGGAAAGCCAUCAAUAUGACAACACGAAUGAUGGUGAGAGGGCCGAGUGGAGUGCCAGUUACAAUAGCAAUGAAACUAGUACCUGUGCUCCUAGCGGCUAUUCGGCGACAGUGGUCGGUGUGCGAUGGGUGAAGGGGGUUGCCGUACUGCAGCCUCCUUUAUUUAAGCAUCAUACAAGUGGCACCCUUGCGAUUCCUCUUUGUUUUAUGGAAAUAACAGAAUCCGGUGGCUCUCCUGUGGCACACUGGCACACGAUUUACGUGCAGUAUCUUUUUGUCUUUCCAUUUCAUUAUCAACAGCGUUGUACGCUUGAGGUUGUUCGUUCACUUUCUUCAUUGGGUCGUUUGGCGACAAAAAAACUUGUUGGCCAUCGUGGACUUGGAAAAACCUACACACGUAGUAUUCCUAUCGAGGCAUCGGAUGAAGCCUCUUCCUCGUCAACGGCACCUAAGCGUAUGAAACCAAAUCGACUUACCGUGAAACUUGCGGAGAAUAGUCUGGAGUCGAUCAAUGCGGCUCAUCGACGUGGCUGCGAUAUGGUGGAGUUUGACGUCAUGCUCACACGGGAUCGCAUCCCUGUCAUAUUUCACGACCCGCUUAUUCAACUGCAGGCAAGUAAGAAGAGGGGUGCCGGAACCCGUAAUGGCCGUGUGGAGCGAAAAGUAUCAAGCAGUCUCCCUCCCUUGGAUUUUGGCUGCAGUCCCGUAUUUAUGGAUAAUUUACCCUUAAACCCCCAAAUGCAACUGUCGGCUCAUUCUCCUGCCUUUUUGGCGUCCGCUUCGCCUUCUUUUGCGACGUUUUCUGAACGAAGACCCUCGCAGUUGCUUCAGCUUUGCAUGCAUUCCCUCCCCAACUUCACUUCCGUGCCUAUUGCCUUGCAUCAAUUGACAAAGCGUCAAUUGGAUGUGGUGACAACAGAGACUUUUACACACAUGAAGGAUACAAACACCUUGCGUAAUUUGAUUUUACGACAUUGGAAUCAAAUCCUUCGCGUCUACCGCAAUCGUACACGACGAAAAUAUUUACAGAUAAAUAAGAUUCGACCUCCAGAAGGGGAAAAUGAGUUUAGUGGUUGUUUGCCAAAUGAAUUAGAUGCCUCUUGCCAUGAGCACCAGAAGGAUGACGAUUACAAUAAAUUUCUUCAUCAUCGGCAACGGAUUUUGGCUCAGCAGGAGGACGUCACGAAUCAUAUUUGUACACUGGAAGAUCUUUUUGAAGGUACCCCGGCGAGUCUACGUUUUGAUCUUGAGGUAAAGUUUCCCUUUCAACCCAUUGGGGAUAAAAAUUUAUUUUUGCAAAUUGAUGCCUUUGAGGUAAAUGCAUUUGUAGAUGACAUUUUGCGCGUUGUUUUUGCCUACGCGGAUCAGCGGCAAAGUGUUCAGGAUGAACGGGGUUGUGUGACAGACCGGCCCCGUGAUGUUAUUUUCAGUAGUUUUGAACCGGAUAUUUGUUUGGCGUUAAAAAUGAAACAAAGUCGUUUUGAUGUUGUGUUUUUAUGCGAUACGGAGAUGUCGGAAGACUUUAAGGAUUACCGUUGUUUUGGACUUGUAGAAGGGGCACUGCAAUUUUCUGUCUUUAUGCAUCUUUCGGGAGUUUCUAUCCUUGCUGCGUCGUUAUGUACAAAGGAACAGAUGAAAAUUCCUAGUACCCGUAUUGUUUCCCGUUUACCACGGCAACCUACAUCUUUGCAGGUUGAGAUUCAGCAGCAAGACCGGCAUCAAAAAGACACAAUGGACCUUCGAAAUGGAAAUUAUGAUUCUCAUAUAAAUACCCAUACCGUUGACGAUGUUACCGACGACCGUAAUAGUAAUCUUGAUCAACGUGAGGUAGAGUGGGCUUCGUUUGAUUGUUCCCGCGGCAAAGCCAUUGCCGCAUAUGCGCAUGCUCAUAAACAACUUAUAUGGACUUGGGGUGAAAUGAAUAAUGAUGGACAAUUUACAUAUGUGCAGUCAAAGGUAUUUAAAAUUGAUGCUAUUAUCACCGACAAUGUACCAUUAUGGACUGCCUUACAAGAAGUAGACACACCUGACACCACAGUUUCCACAUGA